AUCAGUACGAAAUCUUAAGCGGCAUAGCGCGUGUGAGAGACGAAGUGAGCAAUACACAGAGACGGGAUUCGUGUUUGCUUGUGUGUGCAGCAUGGCAAACUGACGAAUUUAAGGCUAUAUAUGAUAGAAACUACAUGAUACUCUUUUCAGUUGUUCAUUGACGACUGACCUGAUAAAUACGGUUUAUUCAAGGAACGACUGUAAAACCACGUGGUUCACAAACGAACAAACCAAUUUUCACUUUUCAAUUGUAUUUUAUUAGUUUAAUUGAGCGAUAAAGAUAAAAUAAAGCGACAAGUAGUAGUAAACAAAAAUCGCGAUAAACCAGAAUCAUUGUUUGAAUAGAAAAAUAAAAAAAAAUUGUAAAGCAGUUAAUUAACUGAGUAGCAAAAAUGGAAGCAGAAUUAGUGUUUGAAGAUUUGAGUUCGGUCAAAGGAAAGAGCUUCGGCGCACCAAUCGAUAUAGAUGGUGAAGUUGUCUUUCAAACCGGAAUGGUUGGAUAUCCAGAAUCGAUGACCGAUCCCUCGUAUCAUGGACAAAUUCUUGUGCUCACCUAUCCGAUGAUCGGUAACUAUGGUAUUCCAGGAGAGGAAAAAGAUGAAUAUGACUUGCCGAAAUUUUUUGAAUCGUUGAACAAAAUUUGGGUUGAUGGGCUGGUUGUCGAUGAAUUGUGCGAUAAGCCGUCACAUUGGCGUUCGAAACAAUCGCUUUCGGAUUGGAUGAAAAAACAUAACAUUCCCGGUAUUAGCGGCGUCGAUACACGUGCACUGACGAAGAAGAUUCGUGAAAAGGGCACGAUUAUGGGUCGAAUCAUCCAAAAUGGUUCCGCUCGAAAAACGGCUGCGUUUGUUGACCAAAGCAAACGAAAUUUUGUCGACGAAGUAUCUGUGAAAUCCGUCCAAACGUACAAUGCCAAUGGUUAUCCUCGCAUUUGUGCCGUUGACUGCGGGUUAAAAUUGAAUCAAAUCCGCUGCUUCCUAAAGCGUGGUGCUCGUGUUGAUGUUGUGCCAUGGAACCAUAAAUUAGAUAGCAAAGAAUAUGAUGGUCUGUUCCUGAGCAACGGUCCAGGUGAUCCGGUUGUUUGCGAGAAAACCGUUGCCAAUAUUCGAAAUGUGAUUGAGUCGGGCACAACGAAGCCAAUUUUUGGUAUAUGUUUGGGACAUCAGCUUCUGUCUACUGCCAUCGGCUGCAAAACGUACAAAAUGUUGUACGGAAAUCGUGGUCAUAAUUUGCCUUGCGUCCAUAAAGGCACCGGAAAUUGUUAUAUGACCUCACAAAAUCACGGUUAUGCCGUUGAUUCGAAGACAAUUCCCAACGAGUGGGAAAUUUUGUUUGAAAACAGCAACGAUGGCAGCAACGAAGGUAUUGUACACAACGAAAAACCAUUCUUCAGUGUACAAUUCCAUCCCGAGCACACAGCCGGUCCAGACGAUCUUGAAUGUUUGUUUGAUGUAUUUUUGGAUGCUGUGAAAAACAAUAGCAACGCCGGCUUCAAUGUGAAACAACGCAUCAUCGAAGAGUUGGAAUUCAAACCGGGCAAAAAUGUGAAAAUUACCAAACCACGUAAAGUGCUCAUUUUGGGUUCGGGUGGUCUUUCGAUUGGUCAAGCUGGUGAAUUCGAUUAUUCGGGCUCACAAGCCAUUAAAGCACUUAAAGAAGAAAACAUUCAAACCAUUUUAAUAAAUCCAAAUAUUGCAACUGUGCAAACCUCCCGUGGAAUGGCUGAUAAAGUGUACUUUUUACCAAUCACCGCACAAUAUGUCGAACAAGUCAUCAAAGUAGAACGACCACAAGGUGUUUUACUCACGUUCGGCGGACAAACUGCAUUGAAUUGUGGCGUUGAGCUGGUUAGAAAUGGCAUCUUUGACAAAUAUGGCGUGAAAAUUCUCGGUACACCAAUUGAAUCGAUCAUUGAAACUGAAGACCGUGAAAUAUUCGCUAAGCGUGUUAAUUCUAUUGGAGAAAAAGUUGCACCAUCCGCUUGCGUUUAUUCAGUUGAAGGUGCAUUGACUGCCGCUUCAAAUUUGGGAUAUCCAGUGAUGAUUCGAGCUGCAUUUGCGUUGGGUGGUUUGGGCAGUGGUUUUGCCAACGACAAAGAAGAGCUGAUCAAAUUGGCCGAACAAGGUUUGGCACAUUCAAAGCAAUUGAUCAUUGACAAAUCUCUCAAGGGAUGGAAAGAAGUUGAAUACGAAGUCGUUCGUGAUGCAUACAACAACUGUAUAACCGUGUGUAAUAUGGAAAAUGUCGAUCCACUUGGCAUUCACACCGGCGAAAGUAUCGUUGUAGCACCCUCACAAACAUUGAGCAAUCGCGAAUAUUACAUGCUUCGAGCCACGGCGCUCAAAGUCAUUCGUCACUUUGGUAUCGUCGGUGAGUGUAACAUUCAGUACGCUCUCAGUCCGCAUUCAGAAGAAUUCUACAUCAUCGAAGUGAAUGCACGUUUGUCUCGAAGCUCAGCGCUGGCGAGCAAAGCGACCGGCUAUCCUUUGGCUUACGUUGCCGCUAAAUUAGCACUGAACAUUCCAUUGCCUGAGAUCAAAAACACCGUUACCGGAGUAACAACGGCUUGUUUCGAACCAAGUUUGGAUUACUGUGUAGUAAAAGUGCCACGAUGGGAUUUGGCCAAAUUCAUGCGCGUGAGUAAAAAUAUCGGUAGUUCAAUGAAGAGUGUCGGCGAGGUGAUGGCCAUUGGUCGAAAGUUCGAAGAGGCAUUUCAAAAGGCGUUGCGAAUGGUCGAUGAAAAUGUCAACGGAUUCGAUCCAUACGUAAAACAAGUGAACGAUGUUGAACUGAAACAACCAACCGAUAAACGCAUGUAUGUCUUGGCAGCAGCACUUAAAUCUGGUUAUUCCGUGGAGAAAAUUAACGAGCUAACCAAAAUUGAUCCAUGGUUUUUGAACAAAUUCCAAAAUAUCAUCCAACAUAUCACCGCAUUGGAGUCACUCGGUGGCAUUCUGUCAGACGAAAUGCUGAUUAGCUCGAAAAAGUUCGGAUUUUCGGACAAACAAGUGGCACAAGCGGUUGGAAGUACUGAAUUGGCUGUGAGAAAACAUCGUAAAGAAAUCGGUGCAUUACCAUCGAUCAAACAAAUUGAUACGGUGGCGGGUGAAUGGCCAGCCACAACAAAUUACUUGUAUUUGACAUACAAUGGAAAUGAAAAUGAUAUUGUCACACCAAGCGCCGAUCAUACAAUGGUCAUCGGUUCCGGAGUCUAUCGAAUCGGAAGCUCAGUCGAAUUCGAUUGGUGUGCCGUCGGCUGUUUGCGUGAACUGAAAAAACUUGGCCGAAAAACGAUUAUGGUCAAUUACAAUCCGGAGACCGUUUCAACCGAUUAUGACAUGUGCGAUCGUUUGUACUUUGAAGAGAUUUCAUUCGAAUCAGUUAUGGAUAUUUACGAAUACGAAGAUCCAGAAGGUAUAAUCUUGUCGAUGGGCGGUCAAUUGCCCAACAAUAUUUGCAUGGAUUUGCAUCGUCAACAAGCGCGAAUUCUUGGAACUUCACCGGAAAGUGUCGAUGGUGCUGAGAAUCGUUUCAAAUUCUCACGUAUGUUGGACCGAAAGGGCAUUUUACAACCGCGAUGGAAAGAAUUGACCGACUUAAAAUCAGCAUUUGCAUUUUCCAAUGAAGUCGGCUACCCAUGUUUAGUUCGACCAUCGUAUGUGCUAUCUGGUGCCGCAAUGAAUGUCGCACACAAUGAUCAAGAUUUGGAAGAGUAUUUGAAAUCAGCAUCGGAUGUGAGCAAAGAACACCCAGUCGUAAUUUCGAAAUUCUUGACCGAAGCCAAAGAAAUUGAUGUUGAUGCUGUUGCUUGCGACGGUGUAAUUCUGUGCAUGGCCGUUUCGGAACACGCUGAAAAUGCGGGAGUUCAUUCAGGUGAUGCCACUCUCGUAACACCACCACAGGACAUCAACAGUGAAACACUUGAACGAAUCAAGAUUAUUGCUCGUGAUAUUGCCGCACUUUUGGAUGUGUCCGGACCAUUUAACAUGCAACUUAUCGCCAAAAACAACGAACUCAAAGUCAUCGAAUGUAAUGUUCGAGUUUCACGUUCAUUCCCAUUCGUUUCGAAAGCACUCGGUUUCGAUUUUGUGGCAUUGGCCACCAGAGUCAUCGUCGGAAUGGAUGUUGAACCGGUGAACGUAUUAAAAGGAUGCGGACGGGUCGGCGUAAAGGUACCACAGUUCAGUUUCUCUCGUUUGGCCGGGGCCGAUGUUAUGUUGGGCGUUGAAAUGGCUUCAACUGGUGAAGUCGCGUGUUUCGGUGAUAAUCGUUAUGAAGCAUACCUGAAAGCCAUGCUGUCAACCGGUUUCCAAAUACCAAAAGGUGCAAUUCUGCUUAGUAUCGGCAGUUUCAAGCACAAAUUGGAAUUGUUGCCAUCUGUUCGCGCUCUAUCGAAAAUGGGUUAUAAAUUGUACGCAUCGAUGGGAACCGGUGAUUUCUACGCUGAACACGGUGUUGAUAUCGAAUCGGUUCACUGGACAUUCGAAAAGCUCGACCAAUCUGGCGACAGUGGUGAUCAACAGUAUUUGGCUGAAUUCUUGGCUGAGAAAAAUAUUGACUUGGUAAUCAAUCUACCGAUGCGAAAUGGUGGCGGUCGCCGAGUGUCAUCGUUCAUCACGCAUGGCUACCGUACUCGACGAUUGGCUGUUGAUUUAACCAUUCCACUGGUUACCGAUGUAAAAUGUACCAAAUUGUUGGUCGAAGCGAUGCGAUUGAUUGGCGGAGCACCUGUAAUGAAAACACACACCGAUUGCAUGACAUCGCGCAAUAUCAAGAAAUUGCCGGGCUUCAUCGAUGUGCACGUACAUUUGCGUGAUCCAGGUGCAACGCACAAAGAAGACUUUUCAUCAGGUACGGCUGCAGCAUUGGCAGGUGGUGUGACAAUGGUUUUAGCUAUGCCAAAUACCAAUCCUACAAUCACCGAUAAAGACGCAUUCGAAUUGGUGAAAGACAUUGCCAAACUGAAGGCACGUUGUGAUUAUGGUAUUUAUGUGGGUGCAUCCUCUGACAAUUACGAUGUGAUCCAUGAAUUAGCAGCAGAAGCAGCUGCACUUAAAAUGUACUUAAAUCAAACGUUCUCAACGCUUCAGCUAAACGAUAUGCUCAUUUGGAAGAAACAUUUGAAAAAUUGGCCAAAAGGAGCGCCACUUGUUGUGCACGCCGAACGGCAAUCAACCGCCGCCGUUAUAUUUUUGGCAAAUGUUUUGGAGCGUUCCAUUCACGUUGCUCACGUUGCACGAAAAGAAGAAAUGGAAAUCAUUCGAACGGCCAAAAAACGUGGCAUGAAAAUCACAUGCGAAGUAUGCCCACAUCAUUUGUUCUUGUCAACCGAUGACAUUCCUCUAAUUGGUGCGGGUCGUGCCGAAGUGAGACCGGUGCUUUGUUCGCCGGAAGAUCAAGCCGCCCUAUGGGAGAAUUUAGAAUACAUUGAUGUGUUUGCAACCGAUCAUGCACCGCACACCAUCGACGAAAAAGAUUCAGCUAAACCGCCUCCAGGUUUCCCAGGCCUUGAAACGAUUCUGCCAUUGCUGUUGAAUGCAGUCAAUGAAGGGCGGUUAACACUUGAAGAUGUUAUCAAUAAAUUUCAUCGCAAUCCACGCAAAAUUUUCAAUUUACCAGAACAACCAAAUACUUAUGUCGAAGUGGAUUUGGAUGAAGAAUGGACGAUUCCAGCGAAACCGACCCAUUCAAAAGCACACUGGACACCAUUCGCUGGAAUGAAAGUCAAAGGAUCCGUUCAUCGUGUUGUUUUGCGUGGCGAAGUAGCAUUUGUCGAUGGUGAAGUGUUGAUUGAGCCGGGCUAUGGUCAAAAUGUUCGUGAAUGGAACACCGUUUCGAAGACAGAUUACAAGCAUGUUUUGGAGAAGAUUGAGAAUCUAUCGGCUGGCAGUGAUGUGUUCGAAACCAGUUUGAAAGACUCCAAAACGUCUGAAUUGAUGAAUGAUGUUCAAACAAAUGAUUUCUUCACAAAACUACUGGCCGAACCAGUUGUUAAGCCAAAUGUACAUUUCGCUUCGACCGACCGAAUCAUCAGACAACCAUCGCCAUUGCCAAGAGUACGAUGUGAUUCAGCCAGUAAUACAACAUUAAAAGAGUUGGUUCAAGUGACGACCGCACAAAAUGCGUCCAUUCAACAUGGAUUGUACGGAAAGCACAUUCUCAGCGCUAGCAUGUUCAGCAAAGAACAAUUGAAUGAUAUCUUUGAUUUGGCACAGAUUUUCAAGAGUCGUGUCGCUAAAGAACGCAACACUCUUGAUAUUCUUCGUGGCAAAAUUAUGGCUUCGAUCUUCUAUGAAGUUAGCACACGUACCAAUUGCAGUUUUGCCGCUGCCAUGCUCCGAUUGGGCGGACAAGUCAUUUACAUGAACGAGUCGAGCUCAUCAGUUAAAAAAGGAGAAACUCUCAGUGACAGUAUUACCGUUAUGGCCGGCUACUCCGAUGUGGUCGUGUUGCGCCAUCCAGAUCGUGGAGCCGUUUUGCAAGCAAGUCAACACAGUCGAAAACCAAUCAUAAAUGCUGGCGAUGGCGUGGGAGAGCAUCCAACACAGGCUUUGCUGGAUAUUUUCACGAUUCGACAAGAAAUCGGUACUGUUAACAAAUUGACAAUUACAAUGGUGGGUGAUUUGAAGAAUGGCCGUACUGUUCAUUCUUUGGCCAAGCUGCUAACAUUGUAUGAUGUUCAAUUGAAUUACGUCAGCCCGCCAAGUUUGUCUAUGCCAGAGCAUAUAACAAACAGUCCAGAAAUGAAACGUGUCAAGCAAAAGAUUUACAGCAGUUUGGCUGAAGCUCUGCCUGAAACAGAUGUUUUGUACAUGACACGAAUCCAGAAGGAGCGUUUUGAAACGGAAGAAGAGUACAACCGUGUACGUGGUCACUUCGUUGUAACGCCGCAUCUCAUGACAAUGGCCAAGCGUCGUAUGAUUGUUAUGCAUCCACUGCCACGCGUUGAUGAGAUUUCAAAGGAAUUCGACAAUGAUCCACGCGCUGCAUACUUCAGACAAGCCGAGAAUGGAAUGUAUUGUAGAAUGGCAUUGCUUGCGAUGGUACUCGGCAAAUCUGAAUAACAAACGAAUUUAUACCCAUGUUUACAUGACUAAUUGUUUAUUAUAAUUGAUCAAACAACAAUAAAAACAACGAAUUUUUACUGAUCGAAUAAA
Molecule: messenger RNA, 7157 nt
Organism: Sitodiplosis mosellana (orange wheat blossom midge)
Lineage: Eukaryota; Metazoa; Arthropoda; Insecta; Diptera; Cecidomyiidae
Gene: rudimentary
Product: CAD protein
Exons: 8
Coding region: 393-7064 (2223 amino acids)
Biological process (GO): L-glutamine metabolic process; UTP biosynthetic process; L-citrulline biosynthetic process
Cellular component (GO): cytosol; cytoplasm
Molecular function (GO): carbamoyl-phosphate synthase (glutamine-hydrolyzing) activity; dihydroorotase activity; ATP binding
Source: RefSeq, a predicted model, not a curated record